GGUACAUACCUCAUGUAGGUACCCCGAUUUGUACAUCAUCAUCUGAGCUCAUAGGCUUAUGACCGAUAAGAUAGGGCUGCCUUAUUGUAUCCGGUAACGGUAAGCACGUCACAUCGAAUCUCCCAUUCCUUAUUCUCCCAUCCUCCCAAUACAUACAGGAGAUGGGAACUUUCAUCUUCAAGUCAUUCCUUUAAACCAAAUCAUCUUAUAGAGCUACCUAGGUCUUCAUCAUCUAGGGCUCACUGGCAGUUCGUUGGACUGCCACCCCCCCUUGUCGUGAACAUGGCGACGCCAUCGACCUUAGAUCAGUCGCCUCUCCUACGAUCGCGUUCAUCCUCGACAUUAGGGUCGCUUAGCUCAAACACGACCAUCAGCGAUGCUUCCCGAAACCUGAAGCUCCGGCAUAAGACGCGUGCCUUACGCGCCGUCGCCUUCGUCGUAUCUAUCCUCACAGCUCUCUGCGCCGGGUCCAUCACUGUCUUCUCGCUCUACGGGCACCUCUUCCAAUCGCGACUACACUACACCCAAUUCCAAAUCAACGGCAUCGCUAGUACCAUGAGCCUCUCUAUGUACCUCCCGGUCCCCGUGAUAGGAUUUCUAUGCGACCGAGUAGGACCUGGUCCGCUCUCCCUGUUGGCCUCGAUCCUGCUAGGAGGCGGGUACGGUUUGGCGGCCGGGUUAUAUCAUAAGGGUCUUGGAGAAGUUGAGGAUGGAGUGAAGGGCGUGAAAACUACGUUCCCUCCUAUGCUCAUUGCUUUUGUGGCUAUUGGUGUAGGCACGUCCUGUAUGUACCUGGGUGCUAUUACUACAUGCGCCAAGAACUUUGGGCAAGGCAAAUACCGAGGCUUGAUGCUGGUUGCUCCCAUUGCGUCGUUUGGUCUUGGUGGGAUGGUCCUUAGUCAGAUCGGGAGCCGUAUUCUCUACGAAACACAGCCGGAUGGAGCCAGAGAUGUAAACGUAUUCCAUUUCUUCCUGUUCCUCAGCGUCGUUCUCGCUGUCCUUGGACUUAUCGGUACCGUUUCGCUGCGAAUUGUAGACGAGGAGGACCUCAUCGACGGUGCGGUAGAAGAACUAGAGAGGAGCGGGCUCCUCGAGGGAAGCGAGGUCUUUCACCGUCGAGCGCAUCGGGACUACGGUGCUAUUGAUGCCAUCGAUGACGAUGCUAGAGCCAUAGACCCGGCUAGGGAUGAGGAUGACGAGGAUGAUAAUGCUAGGCUGAAAAAGGCCUGGCUUCUCAAUGCUGAGACUAGGAGAUUUUUGUCGGAUCAUACGAUGUGGUGGUUUGGUAUCGGUUUUUGGCUCAUCAUUGGACCGGGCGAAGCGUUUAUCAACAAUCUUGGCACCGUGGUUGGAACUUUAUAUUCUCCGAGCACAAGGUCAGAUGAAACGUCCGUGGCGACACACGUUUCUAUUAUGGCUGCGGUGAGCACGGUUGCUCGUUUACUUGCGGCGUCGCUGAGCGAUCUGCUAUCGCCAAGUCCUCAUAGCCAGCACGUUCAGACGGGAUUUCCAACCUCCCUUCCAGAGCUAAGACAAAAGAUAUCAGUCUCACGCAUAGUUAUAUUCAUUGCUGCUGGUAUUAUUUUAUCCAUCGGAACGCUAGUACUGGCCUCCGGUGCAGUUCAGGAGCACGGGGAACGUUUCUGGAUUGUAUCUGGCGCGAUUGGAGCAGGGUACGGCGCAGUAUUCAGCCUAACGCCGAUUAUCGUGACGAUGAUCUGGGGUGUUGAGAACUUCGGCACCAACUUCGGCAUCCUCGCACUCACACCCGCUCUGGGUUCCACGAUGUGGGGUCUUAUUUACUCGGCAGAAUAUCAGGCCGGUGCUCACGAUUCACCUUCGCUGGCUAAAGGGGCUGAUGAAGAUGUGUUCUGUUAUGGCACAAAGUGUUAUUCGUCCACGUUUUGGGCCAUGACGAUCUCCGUGUGGAUCGGGGUGGUCAUGGUUUUCUGGGCUUGGAAAGGCCGAAAUGGUUGGUCUAAGAGGGGGAUUGUUAUCUAGAGGCAUAGACCUACAUAGAUACCUACCUAUAGAGCACAUGUGCGGAUAAGGGUUGUAUUUACACGUAUUACUUUUACUUGGAAGCGAUUUUAAAUUUUGGGGCAGGGUUUUUUCAUUUGUACAGACUGGGUCUCGAUCUUCUGUAUUGGAGUCAUUGGUUGGGGUUUAUUAAGGGUAUUGAAGGUUAGAAGGGCUAUCGUUCAAGGAUGGAAUCAACAAAGUCCAGAUUGUGUUUUUGAUUCAUUACUGUCUGAGCUCACGCUCGGGAGAUGAUUACCUAGGAGUUCGGCCUUCGCAAUAUUAAUCAGCGUUGUCCAGUUGUAGAUACGCUAUGUAAUAUCUAAAUGUGUAUCAAUCUUGUCG
Molecule: messenger RNA, 2364 nt
Organism: Daldinia vernicosa
Lineage: Eukaryota; Fungi; Ascomycota; Sordariomycetes; Xylariales; Hypoxylaceae
Product: putative transporter MCH1
Exons: 1
Coding region: 283-2001 (572 amino acids)
Biological process (GO): transmembrane transport
Cellular component (GO): membrane
Molecular function (GO): transmembrane transporter activity
Source: RefSeq, a predicted model, not a curated record